This is a messenger RNA of Gadus chalcogrammus (walleye pollock), 4098 nucleotides long. Its product is annotated as probable G-protein coupled receptor 158. The record is from RefSeq and is a predicted model, not a curated record. Gene Ontology annotation, cellular component: membrane. Gene Ontology annotation, molecular function: G protein-coupled receptor activity. The transcript has 13 exons. Gene Ontology annotation, biological process: G protein-coupled receptor signaling pathway. NCBI's taxonomy places the organism in Eukaryota, Metazoa, Chordata, Actinopteri, Gadiformes, Gadidae. Bases 1 to 4098 code for a protein of 1365 amino acids.
AUGGCUUAUCUAGCCGUCGGUCUGCUGCUGCAAACCGGACUGGUUCUGGCCACGAACUACGGCUACGUGGAGUGGUCGGACAGUGAAAAAGACGCGGAGCUCCGCACCAAGAAGCCCACAGUCCUAAGCUCUCCGAACAGCAGGGAGCCGCUCCACGCGCCCACCCUGCUCCCCCCCGCGGAGACCACCCAGCGCACCCUGGUGGCCCACAAGAUCGAGGAGGACCUGCCGCGCGUGGUGACCGCCUUCCUGCACAGCGGCGACCCGGCGGCUCUACGCGCCGUCAGCUGCUCGCGGAGCUACGAGCUGAGCGGCCUUCGGGGCGGCACGCGCAUCGCCUCGCACUACUCCCUGCACAGCGUGCUGGACACCCUCGCGCACGCCGCCAACUUCCUGAAUAGCGUCCUGCAGACAAACAGGUCGCGAGAGCACACCCUGCGCAGGGACAUCCACUGGUACCACGCGCUGGUCCGGAGCGUCCUCGAGGGGGACCCCAAAAUCCACCGCGCGGUGCUGACCUUCCAGCUUGACGGGCAGGCGACGGAGGGGCCGCACGUGUUCCUCCAGGCCACGCGGCGGGAAAAGCAGGUGGUUCUACAGGACCUUUCGGACGGGGGCCACCUGAGCAGCAGGAGCCCCGAGGCCGAGUGGUUCAACGAGUUCAGGGACCGGAAGAGACCCCGCGUGCAGAAGAGAGCCCAGGCAGUUUCAAGCGCGACGGCUGCCGGGACGCGAAGUUACUUCCUGGACAAGAGUCAGAUCCGGUGGUCCGCGCCGUACCUGGAGUGCGAGCACGGGGCGCUCGUGCCCUACUGGCUGCUCACCCUGUCAGCGGGAUUUUAUGGAUUAAGGGCCAACGCGCUCCCGGAGUUUAGGGGGGUGGUGCGGGUGGAUGUGAACCUCCAGGAGGUGGACAUCGACCAGUGCUCCAGCAGCGGCUGGUUUGCUGGGACCAACCGAUGUAACCUCACCAGUAUGGACUGCACUCCUAUCGAGGGCCAUGGGUUUGUGUUGGACAAAUACAAGUGUCAGUGCAGGAAGGGUUUCUACCACCCCAGCCGAGUGGCGCUCAACGGAUUUACAGGUAGGUCACAUUCGGCCCCGCCCAACAGAGAGGGCCCCUCCCCGGAGGUCUCGGGGGGCCGCUGCCUACCGUGCCGCGAGGGAUGCCCCUUCUGCCGCGACGACACGCCCUGCCUGGUGCAGCAGGCCGGGGGGCCGCGGCUGGCCCUGGCCACCGCCCAGGGCCUGGUGCUGGCGCUGGACCUGGCCUGCAUGCUGGUGGUCUACCACUUCAGGAGCAACAAGAGGAUCCGGACCUCCGGCCUCGUCCUGGUGGAGACCAUCCUGUUUGGGGCGCUGCUGCUCUACGCCCCGGUGCUGGUGCUGUUCCUGCAGCCCAGUGUGUUGGGCUGCAUCCUCCUCCGGUGGCUCCGCCUGCUGGGCUUCUCUGUCACCUACGGCACCAUCAUCCUCAAGAUCUACAGGGUCCUCAAGGUGUUCCUUUCCCGUACAGCCCAGAGGACCCCCUACAUGACCAGCUGGCGUGUGCUGCGUCUGCUGGGUCUGAUCCUGCUGGUGGUGCUGUGGUUCCUGGUGGCAUGGACCUCGGCCGUGUGCCAGAGCCCCUCCACCAUGACCCGGGCCCUGAUCUCAACCGGCCUCACCCCCCAGGGGCUCCAGUUCAGCAUGUGUCUGCUGGACCACUGGGAUUACAUGAUGGCUGUGGCCGAGUUCCUCUUCCUGCUGUGGGGUGUGUACCUGUGCCACGCCGUACGCACCGUGCCCUCCGCUUUCCACGAGCCGCGCUACCUGGCCGUCGCCGUCUACAACGAGCUGCUGCUCUCCAGCGCCUUCCACCUGGUCAGGUUCUCUCUGGCACCAGGUCUCCACCCUGAUUGGAUGCUGCUGCUUGUCUUUGGCCACACCCACCUGACAGUAUCCGUGACGCUAGGCCUGCUCCUUGUUCCCAAGUUCCUGUCCAAGGGGACCCAGGCCCGGGAUGACAUCGCCACAGAGGCCUACGAGGAGGAGCUGGACAUGGGCCGCUCGGGCUCCUACCUCAACAACAGCAUCACCUCGGCCUGGAGCGAGCACAGCCUGGACCCCGAGGACAUACGGGAUGAGCUGAAGAAGCUGUACGCCCAGCUGGAGGUGUACAAGAGGAAGAAGAUGCUGGCCAACAACCCCCACCUGCAGAAGAAGCGCAGCUCCAAGAAGGGGCUGGGCCGCUCUCUGAUGCGGCGCAUCACGGAGAUCCCUGAGAGCAUGCAGCACGUGCACCGCCAGGGGAGCCGCGACGACGAGCAGGGCAGCACCCGUAGCACGCUGAGGAGGAACCCCUUCGACCCCAACCACCAAGGCAAGUCAAAAGAGGAGUCCCUCAAAGCCAACCUGCAGGCCCUGAAGAAAUCCCUGAGCUACGACCAGGUGUGUGACCAGGACCCCGGCGGCCGUGACGGCUCCCGCACUCCGGGAGACAAGAUGACGCCCGCGGGCAGCGUCGCCGGCGAGGGCUCCCUCCUGGGCUCUCUGAUUGGCCGCGGGAGGCACGGCGGCAAGCGCUCGGCAGCGGUGUCGGUGGAGCAGCCGGCCAUGCCCCUCCCCCGGCUGGAGGCGGCCGAGUCCACAGAGUCGGUGCCGCUCUGCUGGAAGUCGGCCAGCGCCCAGAACCUGACCAACGACAAGAAGUCGUCCUUGGCCUCGUCGGCCUCCUCCUCGGGGGGGCAUCUGCGGACCUCCCUCAUGCAGAAGUCCCUGAGUGUGAUCGCCAGCGCCAAGGAGAAGAUGCCCGGCCUGGGGUGCAAGACGCACGGCGCCGAGGACGCGGGCCGCAAGGGCCUGAAGGGACGCAUGCUGUCGGAGGUGGACGAGAGCCCCGAACACGUCCCCAAGAUGAUCAUCAGCCAGUCGGUGGAGUACUCCAAGACCCCGCUGAAGAUGGGCAUCAUGAAGCAGCAGGUGAGCGGCAGCCAGCCGUCCAUCUGCUCGGAGCCGGGCCGCAACCUGUACGACCUGUCGGAGGUGUGUCCCUGGGACCAGGAGGAGGCCCAGACCCCCACCGAGGGGAAGGCCCAGAAGCACGUGUCCAUCGCCCCCGAGGUCCCCGGGGACCCGGCGGCCGCACGCAGGGGCAGCAACACGGGGAGCGUCAAGGGGAGCCGCUCCUCCUCCUCCUGGGCCCAGCGGGCGGGCCAGUCCCCCGCCAACCGGCGCCGUUGCUCCCGCGACAAGGGCGGCGAGAAGCGGGAGGAGGCGCGGGACGCGGGCAGGAAGCAGCCCCGCUCGCCGCGGUCGCCCCUCCCGCCGAAGCCUGGCGCCUCGCCCUGGGCCUUCGACGAGCCGCCGUCGCCGCCGCCGCCGCAGACCCCCGGCCUCGCGGGGGGGCUGGCGGUGGGGGGGAAGCAGGCGCUGAUGGACUCCAUCUCCCCCGACAGGAUCCGGCGCAAGAAGAGCGUGACGCCCACCGAUGGGAAGCCCAAGGCCAUCCACUCGGACCACUCCAAGUCCACGGGCAGCCUGCUGCAGCCCCCCUCCCUGAUGGUGGAGAUCUGCCCCUGGGACUACCACCACCCCGACACCGACACCGACGCCCCUGCCGCCCCUGCCGCCCCUGCCGCCCCCGCACCCCCGUCGCCGCAGCGGGAGAGGAGCUGUAAGAGCCCCACCACGCACGCCAAGCGCAAGCGCAAGGGAUCCUGCUCCUCCAACGCGUCGAGGGCCGAGCGGGAGAAGGGCCGGGAGAAGAGCAAGGAGAGGCGGGGCAGCUCCGCCAGCAAGCCCCCCGCGUCCGAGCGGCGGAGGGUCAGCCAGUCCUCCGAGGGGGGCGGCGGCCCGCGGCCGGGGCGGCGCCGGAGCUCCACGCGAGACGCGCGUGAGGCGGCGGCGGUGGUGGAGAUCAGGAGGGCGGAGGCAUGUCCCUGGGAGGCAGAGCAGCCGGCGCCAUCCCCCACCCAGAAUCAGACCGAAACCUCGCCGGAGAGGAAGAGGGCCGACUCGUCUCCGAGCGCCACAGAGCCCCCGGGGGGCAGCGGGGCCAAGAUGGCCGAUGUUUGUCCCUGGGAUUACGAGGAGGCGGACUCUGGGAGCCGGGUGUGA